AUGGCGCAGACGGCUAAUGCAUCAUUAGUAGCUGAAUGCUUACGACGGACAUUACAGUCGGAUGCACAAGUGCGACGCAAUGCUGAAAGCGAUUUAAAGCAAAUCGAGCAAUUACCAGGCAUGUUUAUGCUUAUAUUAAAAUCUUUUUUGCCUAUAAUCAACAUAAUAGGAAAGGAAAUCGUUUCUGCUUCAUGCUGUGUGUUUGUAGGAUAUGGAUUGGUUUGCUAUGAAUUGAUAUUUGAUCAGCAGAUAUCGUCUGAAAUAUCACUGGCAUCAGCAGUAGCAUUCAAAAAUUUUGUUAAGGAGAAUUGGAAUGAAGAAAAAUGUGUGGUGGAAAUAAGUGCUGCUGAACGAAUGCAGUUGCGGGAAAAAGCACUGGAAAGUAUGUUCACUACUUCAGGCAACAUUCAGAAGCAAUUGUCUCAAGUAGUAUGCGUUAUGGGGAAGUACGACUUUCCAGAGAAUUGGUCCGAUUUGAUUUUAGUUUUGGCCAGUAAUCUUGAAGGAGCAGAUUUAAAUAGGCUUAUGCCUACACUAUGCACGUUGGAUGAACUUUGUAAAAAAUACAGAUAUGAAGUAAAAUCGAAUCAGCUUUGGAAGGAGCUGGUCGUUGUGCUUCAGGCGGUUGCGGCUCCAUUGACUAAUUUAUUUACAAAAAUGAUGGAAUGUAUCCCUAACAAAGACAUAAUGCCAAAAGCAGAGAGCCAAGCUUGGAUUGAAGUUACCACUCUAAUCACGAAGUGUUUUCACUCUCUCUGUUCGCAAGAUCUACCGGAAUAUUUCGAGGAUCAUUUAAAUGUUUGGAUGAACGGCUUCAUGGCGUUAUUAAAGUUAGAAAUUCCUCAGCUUGAUGCCGAAUGUAUUGAAACUGAAGCAAAUGUUCUAGAUAAACUGAAAUGUUGCAUUUGUGAUAUUAUUACUCUUUUUUCACAGCGGUAUGAAGAGGAGUUGAUGCCGUUUAUGAUGCCAAAUGAAAAAAAUCCGAUACAGGAAGGAGAAUCAAAGAAUUGGCUAAUAGAGUGUGUGUGGCAAAUGCUUGUUUCGAUUGAUCAGAAAGCAAGAUAUGAUACGUUAGUAAAUGCAUCUCUCGGCUUCCUUUCUUCUAUUUGUCAGCGUUCUCAGUACUCAGCUAUUUUCGAACAUGAGCAGUUGUUAAAAACACUGUAUGAGGAUGUUAUCAUUAAGAACGUAACAUUACGGAAAUGCGACUUUGAACUUUUUGAGGACGAUCCUUUUGAGUAUAUGAGAAAAGAUAUUGAAGGUUCUGAUAUUGGUACUAGACGCCGAGGAGCAAGUGAUUUUCUUAGGGCUCUUUGUCGUCGUACGGAAGAAUCUCGAGUUCUGAGUAUUCUGUCUGAAGUGCUGCAAUCAUUUUUGCAAGAAAGUUCAGUAGAUCUUACUACUAAUUGGUUGAAGAAGGAUGUUGUUUAUUGUUUAACGACAGCAGUCGCAGUGAAAGCGGAGACUGCAAAACAUGGAGCAACUGCUACAAGCGACCUUAUCAAUGUGAUCGACUUUUACCAAACACAUGUACGCAAAGAUCUCUUCUCAGAAGACGUUAAUGCCUUGCCAAUUCUCAAGAUGGAUGCUCUAAAAUACGUAGUAGUAUUUCGAAAUCACCUACUUCCAAAUCAAGUGAUAGAAGUCGUCAGCGCACUUUUGAAAUUGCUGACCUCGCACCACGCAAUUCUUCAUCAGUAUAUUGCAUAUGCUCUUGAAAGGCUUUUGCUCGUCAAAAACAAAGAAACUGGAAAGGCUUUACUGACAGCAGAAAAUGUGCCAGUGGGUCUGUUGGUUAUUGCUUUAUUCACUUGUUUUGAUGUCAGUUCUAAAGCACAGAACUCACAUUAUAUCACGAAGGCUUUAAUGCGUUGUUUCAAUAUAAUCGAUACAGAAACAGCGAAAAGUUCAGCUCACAUUGUUGAUAAGCUUGCAACUAUGAUCGGUGUUGCUGUAAAGAAUCCUGUCGAUCCUUUGCAUCUUCAUUACAUCUUUGAAUCACUUUGUGUGCUGAUCAGGCAGGUUUAUGCUGUAGUUGAAGGUGGUAUAGACAAAUAUGUAGUUCCUCUUAUUGAAAACAUUUUUUCAUCAGACCUGGUUGAUUUUGUACCGUAUGCUUUACAAAUAACAGCAUUGUUACUGGACCAAGCUGAAAUACAGAAACGGAAAACUGGUAUUUCAUGUGUAGACAGUUAUUUGCCAUUUUUCUCUAAUUUGAUGAAAGGGGAACUUUGGCAACGAACGGCAAAUAUCCCGGCGGCAUUAUUAGUGAUUGAAUCCUUUAUGAACAGUCAUAGCAAACAUAUUCUGCAUGAACACGCAAAAAAUUUGCUAGCAGUUUUCCAGAAACUGAUUUCUUCGAAAGCAUUAGACCAACAUGGUUUCCAGUUAGCUAAUAUAUUUUUGCAAUGUUUGAAUGAAACAGAUAUAUUGACUGAAUCUUCAAUCUUGAUCCCAAUGUUACGGCGAAUUCAAUUUUCAAAAACAACCAGAUUUAUGAAAAGUUUCGUAUUGUUCCUCGCACGAUUUGCAGUUGUACGAGGAGGUGCAUCGCUCUGUCAGGUUUUGGAAACGAUUCAAACUGGUAUGUUCGCGAUGGUAGUCGAGAAAGUUCUGAUUGCGGAAUUGGACAAAAUGCAUAAUACUACAACCUAUAAUGAAAAACGAUUAUGUUGUAUUGGUUUUGCAAAUCUCACAGCUGAUACUGUAGAGAAACUGGGACCACAAUAUGGAGUACUGGUAGAAUCACUGGUGCGAUUGGUGGAAGCUUCGGGAUGUGGGCCAACUCCUUUGAAUACAGAUGAUAUGGAAGAGCAGGGGCUGUGCUCUUUGGAACUAGAGCAGAAUGAUCCGUAUUGUAAACUAACAUAUGCUCAACAUCCGGAUAUCAUUGCUCCGGAAAUUGUCAAUUUCAAAGCUUAUCUUGCUGAAGCAGUCAUUGUUCGCGCUGCUACUUGCAAAGCAGAUUCAUUGAGUUGUAUCAGUGAAAGAGUACGCUGUUUAUUGACUGGUUACGCGCAAUAA
This is a messenger RNA of Thelazia callipaeda (thelaziosis nematode), 3024 nucleotides long. The record is from the annotation of a GenBank genome assembly. Lineage: Eukaryota; Metazoa; Nematoda; Chromadorea; Rhabditida; Thelaziidae.